Messenger RNA from Exophiala oligosperma, 2643 nucleotides. RefSeq lists its product as uncharacterized. Gene Ontology annotation, molecular function: zinc ion binding; DNA binding. Lineage: Eukaryota; Fungi; Ascomycota; Eurotiomycetes; Chaetothyriales; Herpotrichiellaceae. The record is from RefSeq and is a predicted model, not a curated record. Gene Ontology annotation, biological process: DNA-templated transcription. The transcript has 7 exons. The coding region runs from base 1 to 1881 and encodes 626 amino acids.
AUGGCGGCAGAUUAUCUUGUGCCAAAGCCAGACAACCCUGGUGUCCAAGACACAGACACGGAAGAAAGCGUCAAGAGACCGGUGGGAAAUGAUGCCCAAGGCCAUCCCGGGAGCGCUGCUGUCGAGCAGGAUAGGCCCCUCGAUCAGGCGUCCAACUCAAUCACUAACCCCUUGGUGUCUCAAACCUCGUCUUAUGUGCGAGAUCCUGUUGGAAGAUACCGAUUUCUUGGUCCGUCUUCGACAUGGACGUUCAGCCAGAGGGUUUUCGACCACCUCAAAGAAGCGUUCCCCCAAAACCAAAUAUCCCCAGUGUCGAUGAAUGUCGAUGGGACUGCGUAUCAGAUCGAAUGGACAGCCGUAGAUCCGACCGCUGCCGUGGAUACUACUGAUCUACCUUCAAUUGACUAUACUCUCUAUUUGAUGAAUGCCGUGAAAUUUCACACAUGUCAGAUGUACAGACCGUUCGAUGACGAAGAGUUCACGCGCAAUUUGUACGAAUUUCAUCAACUUGGACUUGAAAAAAUCAACUCUUCUAGACUCUGGUUCGUUCAAUUCCUAUUGAUUGUGGCCCUUGGAAAAGCUAUGGUCAUUACGGUGAAGGAUCCUACUACCGCUCCUGGUUCACUAUGGUUCCAACGUGCGAUGUCCCUUAUGCCAGAUUUUGUGCGUCUUCAGCGCGAGUCCGCCCUUGCCAUCCAGGUUUUAUGUCUCGUGGCACUGUACCUUGUAUCAGUUGACAUGAAAGAGGCUGCGUAUGGAUACAUCGGUCAAGCCGUCCGCCUCUGUCUUGUAGACGGUUUACACCGCGACACGCCCCGUCAGGCGAUGGGUGAAAAAUUGGCAAGUCACUAUCGAGAUAUCUGGUGGACAGUGUACAUUCUCGAUCGAAGAUUGUCGUCAAUGAUUGGUGCACCAAGUUCCAUACAGGACGCAGAUAUCACCUGCCCGCUACCAGGCAUAGACGAUGAUUCCCAGCGAGGAAGAGUUCUGAACAUCCAUGUCAAAAUAUCGAGGCUGAUGGCUCAGAUAUUAAAUUCCGUAUACAGUGUUGAACGCCUUAGUCGACCUUUCGUUAAGAUCAUUCAAACUGUUCUGAGGGACAUGGCUGCAAUGGCCCAUGAGAUGGAUGCCGUGUUUACUUCGGCUGCCCAUGGGGAAAUCGGGGCCGUCUCAACAGUAGCUUCGCACAUCAAUUUGUCCUACCACCACUGCAUCCUCCUCGCCACCCGACCGUUGUUGCUACACCUCAUGAUCGCUCGUCUUCGCGGAACCUUGGGUUCCAACGACUUAGAGAAGACAAUGUUGCCACAGACGAAGGGCUUGCUUGAUACCUGCUUACAAUCUGCACGAAUGACGCUCCGGGUAUUGUCAACUUUGUACGAGCACCAUUUGUUGGAUUCAUUUUUACCCUUUGAUCUCGAGAGCAUAUUCUCUGCAGCUUUUAUCGUGACCAUGGCAUCUGCUAUCGUUCCAUCCAUGAUACCCGAUGUAGCUUCAUUCAAAGCCACCAGCUACCGGAUCCUGGACUACCUUAUUCGUAAGGGCAAUAUACCGGCCCAAUUCCGGAAGCAAGAACUCCUCUGCUUGGAUGAGAUGAUUCUGCCCCUUCUUAAUCAGGGCGAUCAAGGCUUGUCCCAGCAGGCUCACGAUCAUGAUGAAGUGCCUAAUGUGCAUCCUCUAGAUCUAGGACUGUUUAGUGGAUGGAGUGCAGCACCAGGAGAGGGUGGACUAAGUCCGUCCCAGAUGUUGAACAUUGCUGAUCAACUAGAAAACCAGGCCGAACAUUUGACCAGUAUGGAUAGAGCAUGGGCUGCGACCAGUCCGUGGGCUUGGUGGUGGGAGCGUCAGAACGACCCAGGAAAUCCUUAUCCUGCCAUUUGAGAGACCACCCGACUUGGGUCAAUUAGGCGAUAUCUUGUCGCAGUUCAAUGUGACAACUAUCCAGCUGAUUGAACGCAAAGCCACUACUUGCGAUGUUAUCCUCUUUUUCCACUAGGAUAUUUAUCGUUCCCGUAUAGAAGGCGCUUCCCUCGACCAAAACUCUGACAGUAGGAUUAUCGACGCGGAGAUCGGAACUCGAUAUCUUCGAACUGGGCUUCACAAUCUCAGUAAUGGAGCCCCUCAAUCCACCGGAUCCAGAAUUGGCUUUGGAAAGCAAAGAAUGGUAUACUCGCUUUUGUGUAGCGUUCAACUCGCCCGUGGCGUACGCGAGAGCAAUACGAGCUGCAACGCCACCACCUGUAGGGGAGCGGUCUAUCUGCUCAUCCGCAAAGAAACAAAGUCCAGUCUCCUCGCUGUCGUGGCCGUUGGAAAGCUCGGGUUCAUCGAUACGCCUGGCUCUAUCGACUAUCAACACUGAAUACAAUGGCUCCGCCUCACUAGCAUCUCGAAUUGUGGUGUAUGGCGACAUCUCAGGGUUUGUAUUCACGGCUGCUUUGAGCAAACUUGCAGCCUUUUUCAUCUUCUCAAUGUCGACUCGGGCUAGUCCUUGGGGGAAUCCGAGUUCCUGUGCAUCAAUCAAGCAAUAAAAAACGCCUCCAUAGCUAAAAUCGGCAUUGAUUGAACUUCGACCGCCCAACUCUGGCCACCGGAAGGAGGGUUUGAUAGGAAUCCGCACCGAGAUGCCACUUGCGUAGCAAGGCA